Molecule: messenger RNA, 2061 nt
Organism: Cololabis saira (Pacific saury)
Lineage: Eukaryota; Metazoa; Chordata; Actinopteri; Beloniformes; Belonidae
Product: cationic amino acid transporter 2 family protein
Exons: 11
Coding region: 1-1833 (610 amino acids)
Biological process (GO): amino acid transport; transmembrane transport
Cellular component (GO): plasma membrane
Molecular function (GO): amino acid transmembrane transporter activity
Source: RefSeq, a predicted model, not a curated record
AUGCCUGGUCAGAAGGUCCUGUUGUUCCUUCAGAGUCUGUCACGUAGGAAACCACUGGAGCCUGAAGGUGAAGUGUCCAACUUUUGCCGCUGCUUGGGCACCCUGGACCUGGUGGCCCUGGGGGUGGGCAGCACGCUGGGGGCCGGUGUUUACGUGCUGUCAGGAGAGGUGGCCAGGACCGUGGCCGGACCCAGCAUCAUUAUCUCCUUCCUCAUUGCUGCUGUGGCCUCCAUCUUUGCAGGAUUGUGUUAUGCUGAAUUUGGAGCUCGUGUUCCCAAAACGGGCUCUGCCUAUCUCUACAGCUAUGUGACUGUGGGGGAGAUAUGGGCUUUUAUCACUGGCUGGAACCUGUUGCUGUCUUAUGUCAUAGGGACAUCAAGCGUAGCCAGAGCAUGGAGUGGGACUUUUGAUGACCUCAUUGGAAACGUCAUCGCCAACCUUUUGAACAAACAGGCUGCAAUGAAUUUACCUGGACUAGCUCCCUACCCAGACUUCUUUGCAGCUGGGCUCAUAAUGAUCUUGGCAUGCAUUCUUGCAUUUGGUGUGAAAGAAUCAGUUGUUGUAAAUAAGAUUUUUACUGCCAUUAAUAUCCUAGUGCUGCUGUUUGUUAUCCUUUCUGGUGCCAUAAAGGGGGACAUCAACAACUGGUACAUUGAUGAUGAUACUCUUCUAAAGGGAUAUGACAACUACACAUUCCUGAAUGAAACCAGCAGAUACGGCAGUGGGGGAUUUUUCCCUUUUGGCUUUGGGGGAACAUUAUCAGGAGCAGCCACAUGUUUUUAUGCAUUUGUUGGCUUUGACUGCAUCGCUACAACAGGAGAGGAGGUUCGGAAUCCUCAGAAGUCGAUCCCAGUGGGAAUAAUAGCGUCUCUCCUCAUCUGCUUCCUGGCUUAUUUUGGUGUGUCUGCUGCCUUGACUCUUAUGAUGCCAUACUGUUUACUCAGCAUUCACAGCCCGCUGCCUGUGGCAUUCACAUAUAUCGGCUGGGGCCCUGCAAAGUAUGUAGUGGCCGUUGGAUCCCUCUGUGCUCUGUCAACAAGCCUACUAGGAUCAAUGUUCCCGAUGCCUCGUGUUCUCUUUGCCAUGGCCAGGGAUGGACUUCUCUUUAGACCUCUGAGUAAAAUGAGUGACAGACAAAGUCCUGUCAUAGCUACUCUGGUUUCAGGGACUGCAGCAGCUAUUAUGGCAUUAUUGUUUGACCUGAAGGCACUGGUUGAUAUGAUGUCUAUUGGAACCCUCUUUGCCUACACACUUGUUGCUAUAUGCAUUCUCAUUUUAAGAUAUCAAGCUGACCUCUGUGAGGAUUCAAGUUUAGGCAAAGCAGAGCCUUUCACGUUGGGUGGCAUGUUUUGUCCACCUUCCCAAGCAACAACACGGACAUCAAAAAAUGUGUCUAAUUUAACCAUUUUUAUUGUCUUUUUAGCUAUCACCCUAAGCCUCUUCAUAUCGAAAGCUGUAAACUCCUUGCAAGCUCUUCAGUGGUGGAGUUUAUUUUGUGUCUCUGUACUUGCACUGAUGCGGAUUUUUACUGUCAUCAUCAUCCGGAGACAACCACAGAAUAUGACCAAAGCUGCUUUCAUGGUGCCUUUGGUGCCAUUGCUGCCCUCUUUUAGCACCUUUGUGAAUGUCUAUCUUAUGGUUCAGCUCGGAUCAGACACCUGGAUCCGCUAUGCAGUGUGGAUGGGGUUAGGUUUAGUCAUCUACUUUUGUUAUGGUGUACACCACAGCGUGCAAAAACAAAGGCUUGACAAUUCACAAAACCGAGUCCGUUUUCAAAGCAUCACUACCACUAUAGGACAGAGCAUUCGACCUGGACAAGAUUUUGAUGGAUAGAUCAUGUACAUAAGUGACACUAAUUGUGUUAUGAAUUCAAUGCAUUUAAUUGUGUUUUCCAUUAAAUGACAUUUUUGGGCAUACUCUUCAUUAUUUACUUCUUAUUCAAUGUUUUUCCAUUUUCAUUGCUGAUGACAGAAGACAUGCCACAGUUGUUUAAAAAGAAAAGAUUUGGCUCAGGUUCCCUGUAUUCACAUUCUUCACUCAUAUUACAGCCAGUUACUUUGA